Molecule: messenger RNA, 2701 nt
Organism: Microplitis mediator
Lineage: Eukaryota; Metazoa; Arthropoda; Insecta; Hymenoptera; Braconidae
Product: outer dynein arm-docking complex subunit 4-like
Exons: 3
Coding region: 134-1885 (583 amino acids)
Molecular function (GO): protein binding
Source: RefSeq, a predicted model, not a curated record
GUGUCAAAAAAAUAUUUUACUUAUAAAUAAACAAAACACAAAAUUCUAAUGUCACGCUAAAUGUAAAAAAUGGAUUAGCUGUUAAUUAAAUUCGCUUAGUUAUAGAUUUAGUAUUAUAACUGGCAUUAUAGUUAUGUCUUACGAUUCGACAAUGGAAUUGGAGAAACUAUCGAAGUUAGAGGAACGUGUAAAGCUGAAAUCAAAAGGACGUCAAUUAGCGAAAGCUUUGCAUGAACAGGCAGAUCUACUAUACAACAAAGAGGAUUACGAGGCAGCUUUGAUCCUGUAUUACCGUGCGGCUAGUGAGAAUCCUCGAGACACCAGUCAUCAUAUUGCCGCCCGUAGAACGUCAAGAGCCAUAAGCUUAGCAACUUCUGCUGCCGCCGCUGGAGAUUCUGCUGGUCCUCGUUCGCGAAAAAUUACACGGCCGGUGAUAAAAAAUAAUUCGGUCCUGCCAUCAACUUUUUGCGCAUCUGAUACUGCUAAGAAGGCGAAAGAAAUUCUUAAGGGGUCGGUGGAUCCAUUUAUUGAUGUCAGCAAUAUUCUUAAGUGCUUGGAUUCACGAGGAAACUUUUUUGGUGAUUGUGUAAAGAAUGUAGGGAAAGUUAAGUCGAAAAAUAGUCUGAGAAAAUUGGCGGGGUCUAAAGUGCUGCUGAGACAGCAGCAAAACCAACAAGUCAAUGAGCCGGUGAAUCCAGGUUUUAGAUUUUCUGAUAUCAAAAGGUCUUUCGCUGCCGGCGAUUGGGAUAAAACUAUUGAGAUAGCAAGAAAUUUAUUGCAGCAUAAACAAAUAUUAAAUUAUAAUAAUAAUAAUUAUGUUGCAAAUAUCCAUCGAUAUGCUGCGUUGGCUUACGUAUCAAAAGGGAGACAUGACCAUGCGGUUGUCGAAGUCUCGAAAAUGAUACAGGCCGCUAAGCAAUCCAAUGACGUGAAACUUUUAUCACGAUCACUCGCGGUGGUUGGUAAAGUCCAUUUGACCUUUGGGUAUGUUCACGCAACUGCUAAAGCUUGGGAAAGACUGUCUAGAGAUAUUACAGAAGCUAUAGUUAAGGCUUGGUUGCUUCACGAAAUUGGCAGAUGUUAUUUCGAGAUGUCUCACUUUACAAAAGCACUGGAGUUCGCUAGAAAAUGUGUUUCAUAUUCUGAACGAGCCCAAUCAGCCAAGUGGAAAUGUUAUGGUAAACUUCUUGCUGGUCAAGCUUUUAUUGAACUUGGUCAAUUGAUUCAGGGUCUUGAAUCGUUGAAAUUAGUUGCCGAAAUUCUGGAUACAGAAAUAAAUGACAACGAUUUACUAAAUUACGUCUUAAAUUUAAUAAAAACAAUAUAUUAUUUUAUGAGAAAAAAAUUUCAUCAAGAAAAUUUGAGUGGAAAUAAAAAUUUUAUUAGGCCAUUUGACGGUACAGAAAAAAAUGCUGAGGUUUUAAUUAAAAUAAAUGACCAAUCAAAUCGACAGAAUGUUGACAAAAAAAAUCUUGAUAAAAAUUACGAGUUUUGUUUCACCGAUAAAUGGAAGAUGUUUUUAACUAAAAGUAAAAGUUCAAUAAUUACUAAAUCUGGUUCUGUAGAUUUUCACUCGUCUAAUGUCAUAAGAAAUAACGAUUCGACGAAAAAACAAGUUCUUUUAUCACGACACGACCUAGAAAAUGAAGAAGAAGAAGAAGAAGAAGAAGAAGAAGAAGAAGAAGAAGAAAUAGAUACUCAGCCAACAUUAUCAGAUAAAAUGUCAGUAGGACUUACAAAAGUUGAAUCUUCCAAACUAUCGUGUCUUAUAAAAAAAAAUGAAAAUAAAAACUUUAAACUUGAGUCUCCCGAGUGUUUCGAAAUGACCGACGAUCAGUCUGACGAGUCUAUCUUAACAAAUAGAACUUAUGAUAUAACUUGUUAAUCAACUUAUCCACUCUAUCGUGACUCUAUUGCUGUCCAUCAUCGAACAAUUUAAAGUAACUAACUUUUAAGUCAAUACAAUUCUCUUCCAUCAUCUUCAUUAUAGCUUUGAAAAUUUUUCGUACGAACAGUAAUUAAUAUUUAUGACAAAUUUAAUAAACUAAAAUUUGUGUAUCCAGUGAAAUAAAAUUUUGGAGUAUCAUGGGCUUGGAUAUUCAAAGCAACUGUUACCAUGUUAUUGACGGUGACACUGUCCUUUAUUGUCUAGCAUUCUGACAACACCGUAUCUUGCACGUGAUACCUACAUGAACCACAAUGAUAUUUGAACUGUCCAAGUUUCCAAGAGUAAAUUUCAUGCACGCGUGCACACAAUGAACAAACCCGCAUUUCGUGCACAUAUCGAAUGAUGUGAAUAGCUGACGUGAUUUCGCUCAGAUUGUCCCGGGCUACCUGUUGAGUUGUUGAUAUUCUAAGGCUUCCACUGACAUACUUGAUACAUUUUAUCAUGUGUAUAUAUAUACAAGAAUUCCACUAGGCCGUUAAACGGAGACCCUAAUCCAGGAUUAAAAUUAUACUGAGUUAAUUUAAAAUUAACCGAGUUACAUUCUCACUUGAGCUGUUACUUAUUAUACUUAUUUUCAUCAGGCUUAUGAAUGAUAUGAACUUCAUGUAGUUUGUAAAUAUACUUUAAUGAAACGAUUGUAUACUUUCAAAUGUAAUGAUUAAAAUUCUAGGUCAUGAAUAAAAAAGUAUUCAUUACCGUCAAACGACGUCCUAUUCAUACGAGGCUUUAAACAAAAAUGUUUUUGUCAAAAGA